This is a messenger RNA of Sinocyclocheilus grahami, 1479 nucleotides long. RefSeq names its product protein sel-1 homolog 3-like. The coding region runs from base 211 to 1479 and encodes 422 amino acids. The record is from RefSeq and is a predicted model, not a curated record. The transcript is spliced from 10 exons. NCBI's taxonomy places the organism in Eukaryota, Metazoa, Chordata, Actinopteri, Cypriniformes, Cyprinidae.
CCAUUUGCAAGUACCGGUGAGAGGUUUGGUAUCAUACAUACGUUUUCCUCCUUCAGAAAUAGAGAUCUAGAAAGGAGACGCACCCUCGCUCUCAAACAGCCAAGUGUGACGCUGUCAGUGUGGCUGUACUUGCUGAGCUGGUGCAACCAGUCUGUGUGUGGAAUAAUCAGGCAUGUCAAUGAAUACAGGAACUACGGAAGUCCUCUCAUUAUGCUGUCUGACACAGGUGAUAUAGUGGUGCAGGUGCAAUUGGUUGCUGGAGAGGAGCAGGCGUUUACAGCACACGCAGCUUUACCCCUCCGUACCUGGAUCCGUCUGGACAUCUUCUUUCAGGUGUCAGAGGCAAAACUCACAAUUACAAAGAUCUUACCCACAGGAAAGAAUUUGGAGAUCACUCAUCUUUCUUAUUUUCGUCAGCCAGUUCAAUUCAAUGACACAUCAGGAUAUUUUGUGAUUGGUGGAUGCAGCUACAUGCAGGGGAUUCAUGGCUAUAUUGGACCAAUCAAAUACUAUCGUUUAGGCUCAGAAUAUGUGACAAACCCCCUGUCCCCUGUUAGGACGCUAAAGGAGCUGGACAGACUCCACAGACACUGUGAGGAAAUGAGAUGGGUUACUGAAGACUAUCUGCAAGCAUUGAGACAAAACCGAGACAUCUCUAGAGAUGUUUGUGAGUGUUUUUAUGGAGACAUUAAGAGGAAGUUUGAUCGUAGGAAAUGCACACAAACUUGGUCGUGGGACCAGCAAAGAAGAUUCAGCCUCACCCUGAGGCUUCUAGAAGAACACCAGGAGCUCAUAACAGGUCUGGGCAACAGCAGCAGACAUUUGCUACGUCUAAGCCGAGUGAUUUACCAGGAUGCGGUAAAGACAAUAGCUAAAGCAGAGGAAUCUGCCGGCGGUCUGGAUCUCCUGUCCACUAUUAUUCAGCAGCUUCAGGUGUCCUCCUGCUGGGGUCACCAGCACUCCUCUCUUCUGCUCGCUACCCUGCACCUGGCCGGCCUGGGUGUCCCGGUGGACCUGGAGCAGGUUUGGUGUGAGUCUCCUGAUGCUGAAAGGACUCCUCAUGGAGACUUCGUGCGCUUUGGACAUGCUCCCGACAGAGUGAUGGACAAAUGUAGUGUACAGGUGCAGUAUAACUGCUCUGCUGCCUGUCGAAUCGGGGUCGAAAUUGUUAUUUCAGCCCCAACAACGACAGCCUACAGAAGGACCUGGACUAACCAUAAGAGAUUUGGAAAACCCAGAUCAAGAACGGUUCCUCUGGUGUUUCCUCCAGCUGUGUUGUACCGUAGAGACUUUUUUGUCAGGCGGCCACUGGAGACAUGUGAUGUGGUGCUGAAGGCCUGGAUGAUUCAUCUGGUGGAAGAGGAAAUUGGUGGCAGCCAUGCUAAAGGAUAUGACCAGUCUCUUAAAAGUGCCUAUUGCCAGCCUGGCAUCCACCCGGAAACUCUCGCGGCCACUCAGAACAUCUUGGCAACACCCUAG